AGAAACUUGAACAAUGUAAAAUUGAGAUGACAGUCUUUAAGUAAUAUUUGUUUACAGAUUUUUAGUCGUUGAGAUAGUUUAAUUACAAUCGAGAAUUUAGAUUAUUUAGAAUAUCCAGAUUUUGGCCAAUUUUCAUAACAAGUUGAUCGGUAUUCCAUGUUAUCUGUAAUUACAUGUUGACCAAUAUAAGUGUAAUUGAAUAGGUAAAUUUACCUCCAACACUAGAUUGAAUUGCUUUGGCGGAUAAUGGCUCAGCCGGAAUGUGAAUUAGAUUUUGUUUAUGCUGAUUGUGAUACUCAUGCCAAUGAAAUUGCUGAGCUGUACUCUUAUACUGAAUCAUGUGAAUUUGAGUUGAACAAAACUAGCUUUGAAGAUCUGUGCGAUGAAUGGAAUGUCAAAAAAUCUUGGUCAUCAAUGGAUUCCAAUGAGAAAAAUUGGUUUGUUGAAAGACUUUGUGAAACCGUUGAACUUGGUAAAAAGGAACUGAGAUUCAAAGGAUUGCAAGCUCUGUUAUAUUUGGCUCAAGGUGUUUUCAAUGAAUGCUGGUCCAUCGAAGAACAGCAAAGUUAUUCAAAAGAAAAUGUUUUCCGGAUUUACGAGAAAGGACUUUUUCCAACUCUCAUUCAACUUCUAAUGAUGGAAGUUGAGACAAGUUUGAAUUCUCCGGAUGCUCGUCGUCCUCCAUCCAACAAAAACGAUUCUACUGAUUUAAGAAUAAUUUUAAACAUAAUCUACACCAUAGUCGAAGUUUUCAACAGCAUAAAUGACCAAGCAACGAAUGAAGAAAAAAAACUUCAAGAGCAAUUUAAGGAAGAGUUAACGCAACCCAUAUCAACCACGAAUGAGCUUUUAGCUUUAACAUUAUUUCAAAUGACUACAAAAUUUUGUAAUGGAUCUGCACCUCACUUUCCAAUCAAAAAAAUUUUACUACUUCUCUGGAAAACAAUAUUAAUUACUUUAGGUGGUAGUGAAGAGCUUAAGAAUCUCAAAAAUUAUUAUAGAUCUCGUGUUGGCCUUCCACCAGCUCCAGAUGAUACCUUAGAAAUCACUCGAACAAUGAGAGCAGCUUCACCUCCCGUAGCCGCAAGUGAAACUUUCGAUGUUCAACUUCGUAAAAUUAAAUUGAACAAGCGAAGAAUGAUCAGCAAACAAGAAUCGUUGAUGGCUGAUGAUAUGAUGAAUGAUAUGGAAGAAACAGGCGAGACAAAUGGCGAAGUUGAACAAGCAGCCGAAGCAUCAGAAUCAAGCGAGGUCGAACGAACGGAGGAAAUGAAUGAUAAAAAUUCUGAAGAAAAAGUAGACAUUGGUUAUGUUCCUGCAUCUCCUCGACCGUCAACUCCAGUAAACAAGGCAGAUGAAGAUGCUGAAGCUGAUUGCGAAGUUCAAAGUAUUAGCAAAGGUUUGCCUUGGAUGCCCAAAGUUAGGCAUAAGGAUAUUGAUGCAUUUCUCGAACAAGCUCGUAUCAAAUUCAUUGGUUUCAACAUACCACAAAAUCGUACAACAAUAGCAGGUCUUCCUGAUCCAAUAUUAGAAGGAUUAAGAACUUUACAAAAACAUUUAUACAUUUCAUUAUCUGAACUUCAGAUUCAGAGGGAAGAAGAAAUGGCUAAAUAUCCCUUGACUCUUGAGGAAUUGGAUACUAAACCAUUAUCAUCACCAGCUGAAUCUCUCUACGAGAAUAUGCUACCAAGCUUACCUCAAUAUAUGAUCGCCUUACUUAAAAUACUUUUAGCUGCUGCACCAACCUCAAAAGCUAAAACGGAGUCAGUUAAUAUAAUGUGUGAAGUUUUACCUGAAAAUAUGCCAAUGACUGUUGUCCAAUCCAUGAAAUUUGGUACUGAUAUCAAUAGACAUAAAGAAAUUAUCAUCAAAGCUGUUUCUGCCAUUUUGAUUCUUCUUCUCAAACAUUUUAAAAUUAACAAUAUUUACCAAUUUGAAAAUGUCAGCCAACAGUUGAUGUUUGCAAAUUGUAUACCAUUAAUAUUGAAAUUUUUCAAUCAAAAUAUCUUCCAAUAUAUAAUUUCACGCAAUAACAUUGCCCUGAUUGAUUUUCCUGCUUGUGUUAUCGGUGUUCAACCCGAAAUAACAGCAGAAUUAUUAGAAAUGAGUGUUAAAGAACAACCUUAUCCAUGGCGAAAUAUAUUCUCAUGCAUCAAUAUGGUCCGUAUACUCAAUAAACUGACAAAGUGGAAGAUGUCACGAAUAAUGAUGUUAGUAGUCUUCAAAUCUGCACCCAUUCUUAAAAGAGCCCUUCGAGUCAGACAUGCAAUGUUUCAAUUGUACGUUUUAAAAUUGCUCAAGAUGCAAGCAAAAUAUUUGGGACGCCAAUGGAGGAAAUCAAAUAUGAAAACAUUGAGUGCUAUUUAUCAAAUGGUUAGACAUCGAUUAACAGACGAUUGGGCUUUUGGCAAUGACAUGGAAACAAGACCAUGGGAUUUUCAAGGAGAAGAAUUCAGUUUACAGGCCAAUAUAUCUCGAUUUCACUGUCGACGAUACAAUACAUCUCAGUCAUUACCCGGUAUCCCUUCACAUUUACCAAACCAACAAACAGGAAACCAUUCAAUCAACUCUAUGAAUGGUCACAAUUCUUGUAAUAAUCCUCUCAACGAUAACUAUUCAUAUGCAGCGCAAAUGGAUAUAUUUAAACCAGUAGACAAUAAUUACGCAAGUGUUUUAAGCAAACAAUUCCAGUUAACCGAAGAAUUCAAAAACAAUUACGAGUUAUGGCUUCAAAGGGAAGUUUUUCAGUUCAACAUUGACUGGGAUCUUUUGCUGGAGCAAACAAAUACAUCAAAUAUGUGAUCAACAAAAAGGUCCUUUUUUGUUAAUAGUUUACACUGUUUAUUCAUUAACCAUCGACUAUCUAUCAGCAAAUUUAAAAAAAUUGUCACCCAAACAACCAUUUAAAUACUUUCAAUUAAAGUUCAAUGAGACACUUUUUUGGACAAGAAAA
Tetranychus urticae (two-spotted spider mite) is the source of this 2953-nucleotide messenger RNA. RefSeq names its product striatin interacting protein (gene Strip). Gene Ontology annotation, cellular component: cytosol. The record is from RefSeq and is a predicted model, not a curated record. Gene Ontology annotation, biological process: cytoskeleton organization. Lineage: Eukaryota; Metazoa; Arthropoda; Arachnida; Trombidiformes; Tetranychidae.